UUUAACCUAUUUUUUAAUAAAAAGAUAACAACAACAACAAUAAUGGCUUCUACUACGACCAAAUUUGUUGUUGUUGUUAUCACCAUGUUGGUCGCAGCCGUGGCCAUUGCGGAAUCUGAGAUGCUUCAAGAUGUUUGCGUUGCUGAUUUGUCCAAUGCGGUCAAGGUCAACGGAUACACUUGCAAGGACUCAACACAAAUGACACCGGAAGACUUCUACUUCAAAGGCAUAGCCUCUGCUGCUGCCACUAACACAUCCACCGGCUCGGUCGUCACCGGAGCCAACGUAGAAAAGGUACCAGGACUCAACACCCUCGGCCUCUCCAUGUCCCGUAUCGAUUACGCCCCAAACGGCCUUAACCCACCACAUGUCCACCCACGCGCGUCCGAGAUCAUUUUCGUCCUUGAAGGUCAGCUCUACGUCGGUUUCGUGACAACCUCCGGAAAACUUAUCGCCAAAUACCUUAACAAAGGAGAGGUUUUCGUCUUCCCCAAGGGACUACUCCAUUUCCAGAAGAACAUUGCCAAAGCUCCAGCAUCGGUAAUCGCAGCAUUCGAUAGCCAAUUGCCCGGAACACAAUCACUUGUCGCCUCUCUCUUUGGAGCUCUUCCCGAAGACAUUCUCGUUAAGUCAUUCCAGCUCAAAUCCAAACAGGUUCAGAGGAUCAAAUCCAGAUACCCAUCCAAGAAAUGAUGAGUUUGUAUUGGUCUCAAUUGUAA
This is a messenger RNA of Capsella rubella, 719 nucleotides long. Its product is annotated as probable germin-like protein subfamily 2 member 5. The transcript has 2 exons. The record is from RefSeq and is a predicted model, not a curated record. Gene Ontology annotation, molecular function: manganese ion binding. Gene Ontology annotation, biological process: plasmodesmata-mediated intercellular transport; regulation of root development. The coding region runs from base 43 to 693 and encodes 216 amino acids. NCBI's taxonomy places the organism in Eukaryota, Viridiplantae, Streptophyta, Magnoliopsida, Brassicales, Brassicaceae. Gene Ontology annotation, cellular component: cell wall; plasmodesma.